AUGUCCAACAAUGACAUUUUGAGUUAUCUCCCACCUGGCUGGACAGACGAAACAUAUCAGAACAACAGAGAUGCCGACACUGCCGCCCUAUCAGACGAGGAACUCCAAAAACUAAUGGAUCGCCGCGCUGCAGAGACAAAAAUAAUCAGCGCGCAAAACCUCGCCCGAAUCAACGAAAAGCGCAUCGCGCGCGGGGCAGCACCCAUCCAACCACCAUCCCCAACCCCAGAGCCAGAGCCAGAACAGGACACAGAACCCACAACUCAACAUGCAACCCAAGACCUUACCCUGGAGAACCUCCAAACCCUAGUAGAAACAAUCGAAGCCGAAAACUGGACAGACGUCGGCUUCAUAAUGUUCCGCACCGACUACAGCAACGAAGACCUGUGGAACGAAUUCCUAGAAAAGUUCAACGAAGUCCUAGACGCCGGGAUCGAAGAUGCACCAGCUGAAUCUGGGUUCGCGCGCGUGGCAGAUUGUGUCUUUAUGAAGAUUGUAGAUGAUGAUUCGUUGGCGAAUGAGUCCGCCGAGCGUGUUGCGUUUGCUUAUCGCCUUUGCGCGGAGGAUAUGGAGGAGGAUGAUCCUGAGGAUAGGCUUGCGCCUGGAUUGCAUACACGUAUGUGUCUUUUUGUUGAUGGGGAGUGUAUGCGAUCUGUUGUUGGGUCUGGGUCUGGGUCUGCGGACGGGCUUGCUUUUGUGAAGGCUGUUGAUGUCAUGCUUGGACUGGAUGGGAGUGGAGAUGAUGGGGAGGUUCCUUAUUCUGGGGUCUUGAGGGUUGCGGUGAGGUCUUUGAUUACGAAGUUUUAUCCUGCUUUGCUUGCCUGUGCCGAGACUGUGGAUUUGGUGCCCGCUGAUGAGGGGGUUUGGGAUGGGGUGCAAGUUGGGGCUUUUGAUGCAGAAAGAGAGGCUAGGAGAAUAGAUAGGUUGCUGAGUUGA
Molecule: messenger RNA, 936 nt
Organism: Penicillium nucicola
Lineage: Eukaryota; Fungi; Ascomycota; Eurotiomycetes; Eurotiales; Aspergillaceae
Exons: 2
Coding region: 1-936 (311 amino acids)
Source: RefSeq, a predicted model, not a curated record